UGUCUGGUCAUAAAAAUGUUGUAAACAUACUUGCGUUCGACUAGUUCCGCAAAAAUGACGGACCCAUCUCCUUCUCAAACGAUGCAAGAACCGACUACUUCCACUGUGACAGUCGUCGAAACUGUCGAGCCCGAUGAACAGGACCAUGAAUUGCCAACUCUUAAGUUAAAGUUGACAAAGCCCAAAAACGAUAAAAAAGUUAAGUGGACGAAUGAGACCGUGGAUAAUGAAAACUUGAAUAAAAAGAAAUCAAAAUGUUGCUGUAUUUACGAGAAACCUAGGAAUUUCGAUGAGAGCAGUUCUGAGGAAGAUUCAGAUGAUGAGUGUGAGCACUGUAAGGGUCAUGUGGAGAAGAAGAAGAAAAAGAAACAAUCGGGGGAAGAACAUCCUAUUAAUUGUGAACACUAAGACUGCAUUUGUGGGUUAUUAAUGUAUUCCAAUAUCAAAUUAAAAUGGGAUGAAAGUCUCUCAAACGGUGGGGGAUUGGUAGUGUUUAUAGACAAAUGUGAUAAAAGCAAUGUAUUAUCGAUAUCAUAGAGAAAAAAUAUUGUGAUCAUGUUUUUGUCUUUACUAAUUCAUUUUUACCAAAAUCAUAACUUCAAUGUUACUGUUUACUUAUCAAGUGGCUUGCCAUCGUCCUGUUAAUAAACUCAACUCAGUGUUUUUGUAUUUGUAUUUCCAAUGCAAAGGCUUCUAAUCACUUCACUAUUGUGUGUUCAAAUAGACCUGCGUUUAUUUAUUUUUUAUGUUAAUUCUUUACACAUACUUAUUUUGUAGCUGCAAUUUAACAUUUCCAUUUUUAUAAAUACUUGAGUUUCCAUUGAAGCAAUAUUUUGUGGCUAAUAUGUGACGUGUUAACAGUACAAACCCGUAAAUAAUAAGAAGGUUAAACUAAUUCACAUGAUUUGUUACACGCCAUUUUUAAAUUGUAAUAAAUCAUUUUUGUUUUUGUA
Molecule: messenger RNA, 953 nt
Organism: Tribolium castaneum (red flour beetle)
Lineage: Eukaryota; Metazoa; Arthropoda; Insecta; Coleoptera; Tenebrionidae
Product: E3 ubiquitin-protein ligase PPP1R11
Exons: 3
Coding region: 55-408 (117 amino acids)
Cellular component (GO): nucleus
Molecular function (GO): protein serine/threonine phosphatase inhibitor activity; protein phosphatase 1 binding
Source: RefSeq, a predicted model, not a curated record